Candidula unifasciata is the source of this 573-nucleotide messenger RNA. NCBI's taxonomy places the organism in Eukaryota, Metazoa, Mollusca, Gastropoda, Stylommatophora, Geomitridae. The record is from the annotation of a GenBank genome assembly.
AUGGACUGUGGAGAAUGGACUGUGGAGAAUGGACUGUGGAGAAUGGACUGUGGAGAAUGGACUGUGGAGAAUGGACUGUGGAGAAUGGACUGUGGAGAAUGGACUGUGGAGAAUGGACUGUGGAGAAUGGACUGUGGAGAAUGGACUGUGGAGAAUAGGACUGUGGAGAAUGGACUGUGGAGAAUGGACUGUGGAGAAUGGGACUGUGGAGAAUGGACUGUGGAGAAUGGACUGUGGAGAAUGGACUGUGGAGAAUGGACUGUGGAGAAUGGACUGUGGAGAAUGGACUGUGGAGAAUGGACUGUGGAGAAUGGACCUGUGGAGAAUGGACUGUGGAGAAUGGACUGUGGAGAAUGGACUGUGGAGAAUGGACUGUGGAGAAUGGACUGUGGAGAAUGGACUGUGGAGAAUGGACUGUGGAGAAUGGACUGUGGAGAAUGGACUGUGGAGAAUGGACUGGUCUGUGAGAAAUGGACUGUGGAGAAUGGACUGUGGAUAAUGGAGCUGUGGAGAAUGGACUGUGGAGAAUGGACUGUGGAGAAUGGACUGUGGAGAAUGGACUGUGGAGAAUGA